Molecule: messenger RNA, 2885 nt
Organism: Pseudonaja textilis
Lineage: Eukaryota; Metazoa; Chordata; Lepidosauria; Squamata; Elapidae
Gene: WHAMM
Product: WASP homolog associated with actin, golgi membranes and microtubules
Biological process (GO): Arp2/3 complex-mediated actin nucleation; endoplasmic reticulum to Golgi vesicle-mediated transport
Cellular component (GO): endoplasmic reticulum-Golgi intermediate compartment membrane; cytoplasm
Molecular function (GO): Arp2/3 complex binding; actin binding
Source: RefSeq, a predicted model, not a curated record
GGAAAGCGCCUUUUGUCCCCGCCCCCACCGCUGAAGGGGUCGCCCAUGGAGCUGGAGGAGGAGGAGAUGCAGCCGGACAGCCUGGAAGGGUGGGUGGCCAUCAAGGAGAACCUUUUCGGCCAGCCCGAGCCGCCCCACAAGCUGCGCUUCUUGGUGGCUUGGAACGCCGUGGAGAGCAAGUUCGCGGUGACUUGUCACAACCGGACUUUGCAAGAACGAGCCGGCGGGGAGAAGGAGGGAAAGGAGGAGGAGGAGGAGGAGGAAGACGAAGAAGAAGGGGAGGCCGGCGAUGAGCAGCGGCUGAGCUGGGCCGGCUUGUACUCCCCGCAGGCCUUGGCGGGCGUCCACCGGCAGCUGGCGGCUUUGAACCAGCAGCUGGAGCCCUGCUUCCCCGCGCUGCCCCCCGCGCUGAGCGGUCCCAGCGGGUUCUGGGCGCUGCUGUUCCCCAGCUGCCCGGUGUUGGGGGAGACGGAGCUGGAGACCCUGUGCCGGCGCUUGGAAGUCUACUUUGGCUGGGCCUUGGAAGUCUGCGGACGGAAGACGCUCCUGGAUGCGCUCUUCGCCCACGACCAGGAGGAGGAAGAGGAGUAUUUCGAAAACUUGCAGGAGUUCCGGAGGAAAAGUCUCAAGGGGCGGCUGACGGCGGCCAAGGAGACCUUGAGAGGGGUUCUCCAUAAGCACAAAGAUGCUGAUAAGCUGGUAGAUUUAAUGGAGCUGUACAAGGAGGAAGAUGAAGCUUAUUGGGAGCUGGUGACCGUGGCAACCGAAUUCUAUCAAUAUUUAUUGCUACCGUUCCGAGACAUGAGAGAACUGGCCACGUUAUACAGACUUGAGAUUCUGAAAUCCUUGCAGGCCAACCGGCUGGGCCCCAAGAGGAUAGAAGCUUUGCAGAAAGAAGCCAAGGAGUGGACAGACCAGGCUGAGGAAGCCGUGUGCUCCAUUCGAAACAUCACAGUUGGCUACUUCAAAGAAACCGUGACGGCGCUCGCAGCGAUGCACAAACAGAUGGAGCAAGAUCAGAAGCGAUUUGGCCAAGCUGCCUGGGCCUCUGCUUCUCCAAGAUUAGAAAACUUAAAAUAUCUGCUAGCAAAAGAAACCCUUCAGCACAUGAGAGCCAGAGAAUUGGGCCUGAAGCACAAAACAGUUGAUAUCAGAAAGCAGAUGGAGAUGCUCAGUGAGCAGAAAAAUGAUGUGGCUCAAGUGGAAAAACUGGAACUAGAAUAUUACGAAACCCAGUUGGAGCUGUAUGAGGUACAGUUUGAAAUACUGAAGAAUGAAGAAAUGUUGCUGGUUACGCAGCUGGAGACGUUGAAGAGGCAAAUCAAAGAGAUCCAGGAUGAAGUAAUUUACUAUGACACCUGUGAAAACUCUGAGGAGUUAGAAGCCAUGGAUCGGGCCCUGGAAUCAAGCAGUGCCUCUUCUUCUGAAGUGGCACAGCUCCGGCAGAAGACCCAGCAGCUGGAGACCAAACGAGGGAUUAUUUGCGCCAGGAGAGCUUAUCUCAGGAACAAGAAGGACCAAUGUGAAGAGAGCCGGCGUUUGAGGCUCCAGCAGGCCCAGGAGACCACACGCUACUUCGAACAGCAUCACAACAUCCAGAUUAAAAGAGAGAAGAGAAAAGAAGAUGAGAAAAAGAAAAAGGCCUGGAUAAAGGAAGAGCGCCAGAAAACUCUGGAGAGGCUCAAAUCAUUCAAGGAGAAAUGCCCUGCGCAGUUGGUGCUGAAGACCUCCCGCUCUCAGCCCAUCAACUCCAAGCAGGCUGGACCACGACGACCUCCAGCGGUUCCCCCACAAGCUGGUCCACCAAGAAAAGGUCCAGCUGCCAAGCAAUCCAGGAGUGUCCAUCCAACACAAGUCAGGACUUCCAAAGCAGCAUCUCGGAAGCCUCCCAGAGAUGUUCCCGUCCAGAUUUUUGUAUCCCCGCAGGGGCCAGAACCUCCCAAGGAAGGUGUGGGGGCACCACUACCUGUGCCCCCACCUCCACCUCCUCUUCCACCACCCCCACCUCCGCCCCCACCCCCAAGCAUCCAGACUGUUGGCCUAAAAAGCCCAGGAGCCCAAGAAAAACCACGGCCUCUUGUGUGUGAAGGCUCCGCUAAAGAAUGUACUUCUUUGGAGAAAGCAGAUGCUGAAUCCAGAGGCCCAACCAAGAAUUACACAGGAACCAUGGAUGAGGUCUUGGCUUCCCUCAAGCGCGGUGAAGUCCUCCUUCGCAAAGUAGACCUGACCCAACAGCAAAGUAGACCUGACCUCAACGACAGCAUUCUCGCCGCCAUUAGGCAGGGGGUAAAACUACGGAAGGUCAACCCAGAGCCCAAGGAAGGCGUUGCGAAAGGUUCGUGCAGUGAACUGGAGCAGAGCAUCAAGGCAGCCAUCCAGAGGAUUAAGAAGGUCUCCGCUGACUCCGACGACGAUGAAAACGGAGACUGCAGCGGUGAAGAGUGGAACAGUUAGCCGAGCCGUUGGCCGGUCCAGAGCUCCUCAGAAGCUCCCGAGGGAUUCUUCGGUGAGAAGACAGCUAACCGUAAAGGAGUGCCAAAAAAACGGAAGAGCGGUCUGGAGCCCAGCAAGCUGGUGAACGUCCCGCACGAAUCGGGCAUCCCAGAAUUCUUAGCAACACUCUGGAGUUUGGGGAGCCGCUGAAAGAAGUGUGGGAAAUGCUCCUUGAUCAAUGCCAGAAGGUUCCAAGCAGACAAGUAAAUGUAGGACGAGUCCUUUACUGACACCGAGUUUUAUGCUUUGAAGUUUGCACAUUUUCUUUCCUUCUCUCUCUCUCUCUUUUUUUUUGCAAGGGAAUCGGCGCUCCUUUGGGCUCUGGGCUGCGAGGGGUUUGCAACUGGGCCGUGGAAAUGGCCAGGUGUGUAUCCUCAUUUGCACAAGCAGUG